This is a messenger RNA of Scatophagus argus, 3242 nucleotides long. Its product is annotated as E3 ubiquitin-protein ligase TRIM68-like. Lineage: Eukaryota; Metazoa; Chordata; Actinopteri; Scatophagidae. The transcript is spliced from 6 exons. The coding region runs from base 346 to 1974 and encodes 542 amino acids. Gene Ontology annotation, molecular function: zinc ion binding; protein binding. The record is from RefSeq and is a predicted model, not a curated record.
ACUCUACGCGCUGUGUUAGUAUACUGCAGGAUCACUUAUAGUGCUUAAAGUGAAAAACAAAAAUACUGAAUUCGAAUUGACAUUAAAAACCUUUUAACACUUGUUACUUGUGCUUUUAUUUUUAGCCUCACUAAGGAAUUCUAUUAAUAACACUUUACAUUCCAUUAAACCUGUUUGAUAAGGGAUGAGGUUGUCUGGUUGUCUCAAUCCGAAUUUGGAUUUAAGACAAGAGAAAACAUUUUUAGUUGCGUUGUUUGAUGCUGUAAAGCUCCCACUGGCCUUUAAAAUCAAUACACUAAUCCAUAUCAUGUUUUUGCUGUGAUUUUGUAAGAGUGACUUUCAGACAUGGCAGACACACUGGACGAGCUCCGCUUUCGCUGUAGCGUGUGUCUGGAGCUUUACACCGACCCGGUUUCGACUCCAUGCGGACACAACUUCUGCAAGCUGUGCAUUGAGAGGUACUGGGACGCCACAGAGGUGUGCCGCUGUCCCCUGUGCAAGGAGACUUUUUACAAGAAACCCGAGCUCCGGAUCAACGUCUCCUUCCGAGAGGUCGUCAACCUCUACAAAAACACAAACGCAGCCCAGGUCGUGAGCGGCGAAGGCCGCGAGGCCAAAGCUGGCGAAGUGGCCUGUGACGUCUGCGUAGGCGUGAGACUGAAGGCCUCGAAGUCUUGCCUGGUCUGCUUGGCAUCUUACUGUGAGAGUCACCUGGAGCCUCACAAGACAGCAGCUGCCCUGAGCAGACAUAAGCUGAUUGAACCAGUUAAGAACCUGGAGGACAGGAUGUGUAAGAGGCACGAUAAGAUCCUGGAACUGUUCUGCAAGAAGGAAGAAAGAUUCAUUUGUCAGAUUUGUGCUGAGAGCGACCACAGCCGGCAUCAAGUCGUGACGGCAGAGGUCAUGUCGCAGCAAAAAAUGAUUCAGAUCAAGAGGAGGGAGAGAGAAGUGGAUCUCUUGAUUCAGGAUCGGAAAAAGAGGAUCGAGGAAAUCAGUCAUUCACAGAAACGAACAAAGGAGAACGCACAGAACGAAAUAGAGGCAAGCGUUAAGGUGUUUACAGCUGUUAUUGAGUCGAUCAAGAAGACCCACGAAGAGCUUGUGGAAGAGAUUGAGGCGAGACAUGAAGCUGAACUGAAGAGGUUUGAAGAGCUCAUCAGAGAGCUGAGGCAGGAAAUUGAUGAACUGGAGAAGAAGAGCGUCGAGCUACAGCAGCUCUCGCACAAUGACGACCACAUCACCCUCCUGCAGGCAUUCAGCCAAGCGCACACACUGCCAUCAACUCAGAACUGGCCAAGCAUCCCCAUUAAUGAGCUGGAUUUCUUGGGUUAUAUACGGACAGCUAUGAUCAACGUGAGAGAGUUCAUCAACCUGGAAAUUAGAGAGCAGUCAGCCACAGAUAUUAAGAAAAUGCAGAAGUUUGCAGAGGACAUCGCCAUUGACCCUGACUCUGCAGGGCCUUGGCUUAUCGUCUCCGAAGAUGGGAAAGAAGUCAGGCAGUCUCCAAAGAAGCAGAAAGUGCCGACCAGCCCAGCAAGGUUCACAGAAAACACUUUUGCCGUUGCUAAGCAGGGUCUCAGCAUGGGCAGGCACUACUGGGAGGUCGGGGUGAAGGAGAAAUCCAACUGGCUGCUGGGAGUGGCUUCCAGCACUUUGAAGAGGAGGGAGCAGAUCUCUCCCUCUCCAGAGAGAGGCUUGUGGACCGUAGAACACAGGGACGGAGGGCAGCACUUUGCGUGCAUGGAGAAACCGCUCCCUUUAGAGCUGAGUCCUCCGCCCCAGAGGGUGGGGGUGUUUGUGGAUUACGAGGAGAAGCAGAUAUCAUUCGUCAACGCGGAGGCCAAGACUCACAUCUUCACCUUCACGAAGUGCAACUUUCCAGAGCGGGUUUACCCCGUGUUUGAUCCGUGUUUGUCGACAAAAAAGAAGGAGGUGGCUCCUCUGAGAAUUAUGAUUGUGGAGAUUACAAAAUGAAAAACUGUUCAGGGUCAAACACUUAUUAAUAGACCCAGAGAAUCAAUGCGGUCUUCAUGUCACACCGCGGUGAGGUCACGUCUUGUGUCGUCAUUUUCUGUUUUAUUUUGUUUCAGGUCACUUACCCUUCCUCAUGUGUCACCGGUCUGAUUGUCUUCCCUGAGUACCUGAUUGUGUCCACCUGUUUCCCCUUACCCUCAUAGUCUACAUUUCCCUUGUCUUGUGCCGGUGUGUGAGUACACUCCAGCCUUGCCUCGUCCACGGCCACAAACCUCAUCGUUUGCCUUGUGUGUCCUUCCUGUUUUUGGCCUCUGUUUCAGAGAGAUUUUUUGUUGUAAGUUUCAUAGCUCAGGUUUUUGCCAUUGAAUAGCGUAUUUGAUUAUUCUUUUGUUUGUUCCUCCAUUGGAGUGACUUUUUUGUUCCCUCGAGUUCAUUCUAGCAGAUGGUUGUCCUCCAUUAGCGAGUGACUUUUUGUUCUUUGUAGUUUAAUUCAGUCCAGUGUUUUUCCUCCAUUUGGAGCGAUCUUCUGUUCAUAGAGAGAAUUGUUUAUUUUAAUUUGUAAUAUUUUCAUAGCCGUUUGAUUUCUUCUCUUCUGAGAAUUAUAAAUUUUUUACCCACGCGUCUCCUAGUAAGGAAGACGCACCUCAGGAGAUUUCAUAGCUCUUUCUUUUGCUCACUCUUCCAAGAGGUGUUUUCCUUUCGCCAUAACAAAAUAAAGUCUGCUGAUAUUAUUGUCAUAUCAUAUCAUAUCAUAUCAUAUCAUAUCAUAUCAUAUCAUAUCAUAUCAUAUCAUAUCAUAUCAUAUCAUAUCAUAUCGCCAAAGGGAUCAGUUGUGUAUUAUAAAGCAGUACAGUUUGUAGCAUGUGGAUUUCUUUGACAUUUGUAAAUAUUUUUGUCUGAUAUGACUGAAAGUGUGAACAUUACAUCCACAUACACUGAUACAGGCCUGAUGUGAUCAUCUUGUAAUUUAUAAUACUGCUGUAACUGUUCUAAAAUCCAGUUCUCAUACCAGUGUGUAAUUAUUAAAAUGUAGUGAUAUAGUAUGAAGCUGGAUGUAAUUUCAUUUAGUCUCACACAGCCUGUUUCUACAUAUCUUAAAGUUAUAGUAAAAUUACUGAGCAAUUCAAUACACAAUUACAAUAUAAAUAAAGAUCAAUGAUGAUACAUCUCCUGUCAUUGCUGUAUUUUGACUUACAGGGCAAAUGCACAUUAAACCCACUAUCACCAUUAAGGCUGCUGGCACCUUGCAUUUCUUUUCAUUUGCUUGC